This is a messenger RNA of Asterias rubens (European starfish), 1399 nucleotides long. RefSeq names its product cytosolic 5'-nucleotidase 3-like. Gene Ontology annotation, cellular component: cytoplasm. The coding region runs from base 166 to 1155 and encodes 329 amino acids. Gene Ontology annotation, molecular function: 5'-nucleotidase activity; magnesium ion binding. Lineage: Eukaryota; Metazoa; Echinodermata; Asteroidea; Forcipulatida; Asteriidae. The transcript is spliced from 7 exons. The record is from RefSeq and is a predicted model, not a curated record.
AUAAUAUACGUGUUGUUUGACCCCUACUACUAUACUGUUUACGCACUGGGUCAUUUAUUCAGCAGAGGGCAAACCAGCUGUUCGUCUUGUGAAUAUUUGAGGUGUUUCGAAAACAAUUUAGAGUUGAUAAUUAUCUGCAAAGAAGACGAGACGUACCUAUAAAAGAUGUGGCGUUCUCAACCAUCGAAGUUAGCAGUAGGGGCGGGCAUUGUGGCUGCCGUGGGUGCUGUUGCGGUAACAACUUUUGUAUUGAGUAGGAGAAAACCCAACAAGCGGACCAAGAUCAUUGAAAUGAUGGACGAGUUCCAAAAGCCACAUGUACACAUGAAAGAUCCGGACAGAGUGGAGGAGCUUGUGACGCAGCUCAUCCGGGAUGGCAAGACCAAACUUUUAGUUGUGACGGACUUUGACCGAACCUUAUCCCGUUUUAAGGACAACAGUGGGAGAAAAGUGCCUACUUGCCAUGGUGUUUUAGAUAUUAGCCCAGUUCUUCCCGAGGAGUACAGACAGAAAGCUAUAGCAACGCGUGAGCAUUACUACCCUCUAGAGAUGUCCAAUACGUUAACCAAAGAAGAAAAGUAUAAACUGAUGACUGACUGGUGGACGUCAGCGCAUGAUCUUCUUGUAGAAUGCAAUCUCAACAGGAGCGACAUUGCAGAAAUGGUGCGGACUGCCAAUGUUAUACUCAGGGAGCACAGCAACGUCAUGUUUAACAUCCUGGAUUGCGCCAGUGUGCCAAUCUUGAUCUUCUCUGCAGGGAUUGGAGACAUCCUACUCGAGGUGGUCAAACAAGACGAUCUUGUCACACCAAAUGUACAAGUCAUUUCAAACUUUAUGGAAUUUAACGAAGAGGAUAAGCUAGUAGGGUUUAAAGGGGAGUUGAUUCACACGUACAACAAGCACGAAGCUGCAGUGCAUCAUCCAGAAUAUUUUGAGAGACACAGGAAACGAGAUAACAUCAUUCUACUAGGGGACACUCUCGGAGAUCUCAGCAUGGUGGAUGGGAUGCCUUACACACAGCACACUCUGAAGAUAGGAUUCUUAAACGAUCAUAUUGAACAGAACCUAGAGAUGUACAAAGACAAUUUUGACAUUGUGCUAAUCAGCGACGAAACAAUGGACCUUCCCAUCGCUAUACUGAAUAAAAUCUUGUAAUAAACCAAAGAUUUCAUCAUGGGUCAGCGAGGUACAUGUACCAGUAAUUUAAGAUGAAACAAAAUAUGAUACAAGAACUGUCUUUUGAUACUUUUUUAUAUAUAUAUUUUUUAUUCUGAAGUUGUUUAGUGUGAGCAAGCAGUAGAGUGCAAAGGACAGUUCUUAGGCCUUGCUCGAAUAGACCUUAUGCACAUGACGUCAUUUCAGUACGGCACCCCCGCAUUGAGGUCAAAAGGAGGUUGUU